GAUUUAUGUGCUGCCCCGUUCCGAUAAUUUCUCUCAUUGCAGUAGAUAAAUCUUUUUUUUUAUUUCUCUCAAGUCAUACCGGUACUUCCCUGAUCAUUUUCGACUUUCCACCCCAUCUUCCCCAGUGUUUAAUUUCCCUCCGUCUGUGAAGUCGUCGAAAUUGUGCGGAUUCUAUAAUAGUUACCAUUGCCUUCCUGGUUGUUUUUGCUUCUUCUCCAAAGUCAACUGAGAAUUGUCAUUAUUGAAAUUGACUCUGUUUGAGUUUUGCUUGUCUGUCUGCUUACUCUGCUUACUCGUACAUACCUGAAUUGUUUGCAUCUGCACGCUCACCUACACCCGCGCCAAAAAAAAACAAUUAUUUCAAGUCUGACAAGGCGGCAUUUCAAUUCCUAUUUGGGUGUGGAAACUUAAGAAACUCCACAAUUUCCCGCAGACCUUGCUCCGAAAGUCGGUCAUUCAUUCAAACGACUCAUCCGAAGUAAACAGUAUCCAUUGGACCGAAUUUAAACCCUUUUUAUAAUCCGCGGAGAGUGGCAGAUUCGAAGCGUGUCAAAGAUGGCAGGGACAGAUCUCAUAACGGCGAAGGAGGUGGUGAAGGAGUCUUUGUUGGGCUCAACUGUUGCAGAGGAUGUUCAGCUUUCUGCUCAAUCGGCAGCUACCUUUGAAAAGCAUUCGCGGAAGGAUGAGUCUGGGGGUGAGGCUUAUAUGAAUGAGGAUGACUUUGUAGAUGCCAUUGCGCCGACCGGCGAAGACUAUGUGAGUGAAUCUACACUUUUGUGCCUUCCUCCUUUCUAAGAGUCAUGGCUAACGGAAUUGAUUUUCUUCUAGCAUAAAAUCAAACGCGAACAAUAUGCGAUCCUGUUCCGUGUAGCUGAUCACAGAAAUACUGGUAAAAUCAGUUUACAUGAUUGGGGAACAUUCGAAAAUCUUCUUGCCAAACCUGAUGCCGAAUAUGAGAUCGCAUUCCGUCUCUUCGAUGUCGAUCGAACCGGCACUGUUAAAUACGAGGAUUUGAAGAAGUUAUAUGAAUUAAACAAGGGACCAGAUACCAUACCAUUCGAUUGGAAUUGCGAAUGGGCUACUUUAUAUAGUGGAGGAAAGAAGAGAAGACAUGACUUGACUUAUCCACAAUUCUCGCAGAUGCUUCGAGGUCUGCAAGGAGAGAGGAUACGUCAAGCUUUCCACCACUUUGAUAAAGAUGGAGAUGGAUAUAUUGAGCCUGAAGAUUUCCAGCGAAUCAUUCUGGAAACUGCAAAACAUAAGCUCUCGGAUCACCUUCUCGAAAAUCUACAUACUCUUUGCAAUAUCUCGACUGGUAGCAAGAUCUCAUAUGCAAAUGUUAGAGCUUUCCAGAAUAUGAUUAGAGAGAUGGAUUUGGUAGAGAUGGUUAUCAGGCAAGCAACUGCUGAAAGCACUGAUGGAAAGAUUACCAGGACAGAUUUCUUGAACGAAGCUGCCAGAAUUACUAGAUUUUCACUCUUCACUCCUAUGGAAGCUGAUAUCUUAUUUCAUUUUGCCAGUCUUGAUAAUCCUUCUGGCAGACUCGGAUUAUCGGAUUUUGCAAAGGUCCUCGAUGCAUCAUGGCGCAACCCCACGUUCAAUGCCUAUGAAAAGAUUGGUAGUGGCAAUGGUGUAAAAACGGCUACUGGAAGCGUUCUCCUUAGCGUUCUCGAAUCUGUUCAUCAUUUUGCUUUGGGAAGUUUGGCAGGAGCUUUUGGCGCAUUCAUGGUAUACCCUAUUGAUCUCGUCAAGACUCGUAUGCAAAAUCAAAGAUCUUCAAGAGUUGGAGAAAUGCUAUACAAGAAUUCCUGGGAUUGUGCUAAGAAGGUUGUGCGCAAUGAGGGAUUCAAGGGUUUAUAUUCUGGUGUCUUACCUCAACUUGUUGGUGUUGCUCCGGAAAAGGCUAUUAAGUUGACAGUCAAUGAUCUUGUUCGUGGUCACUUCUCCUCUAAGGAUGGUAGCAUUCUUCUUAAGCAUGAAAUUAUUGCUGGUGGUAUGGCUGGUGGAUGUCAAGUCGUAAGUUAACAUCUACCUCGAUCCAAUUGUGCAAAGUAUACUAAACUCCCACGCAGGUCUUCACUAAUCCUCUUGAAAUUGUUAAAAUUCGUCUACAAGUUCAAGGAGAAGUCGCCAAAAAUCUUGAAGGCACUCCUCGCCGUUCAGCAAUGUGGAUUGUCCGUAAUCUAGGUCUUGUCGGUCUAUACAAAGGUGCAUCCGCUUGUCUUCUCCGUGAUGUUCCUUUCUCGGCGAUUUACUUUCCAACAUACAAUCAUUUAAAGCGCGAUCUCUUUGGUGAAAGUCAAACCAAGAAACUUGGUGUCUUGCAUUUGUUAACUGCAGGUGCCAUUGCCGGUAUGCCUGCCGCUUAUCUUACUACUCCUUGUGAUGUCAUCAAAACCAGAUUACAAGUUGAAGCCAGAAAGGGUGAAUCACAGUACACAUCCCUACGCCACGCUGCGAAGACAAUUUGGAAAGAAGAAGGUUUCAAAGCAUUCUUCAAGGGUGGACCAGCUCGUAUCCUUAGAUCAUCUCCUCAAUUCGGUUUCACACUCGCGGCAUAUGAAGUUCUUCAAAACGUUCUUCCAAUGCCUGGUAAAGCAAAGGAUGAGAGAACUCACGUGGGUGUAGCGGUCGCUGGUGUAUUACCAGGUCAAGAGGGACCACUUAACUAUUUGAGAAGUAGAAAUGCAUUGAAGAUUAUUUUGGAUUUGGAUGAGGAGUUUGGGAGAGUGAAGAUUCCUGGUAAGGAAAAGUGGAUGGGAUUACCUAGGGCGAUGGGCGGAAAUGGAGGUGUUAGUUCUUAGAGGGGAUAGAAGUUCGUGAAGUCCGGAAAUGAGAGAGUAACGAAGGAAUGAGAGCAAGAAAGGAAGAGAGAAAGAGGAAAAAAAUUCAUGGCUAGAAUUGGAUUAAUUGGAUGGUGUCUAUCGUCUGUCUGCGACCUGCCCUUGGGUUUAGAGAGAAAUGAAUAGAUAUCAUGGGAUGGAAUCGAUAGGUUCAAUGGAUAGUUGGCGGAUUAUCAUUGUGAGAGAAUGAAAGAUGAGAGGUGGAUGGGGAGAUGGGGACCAAGGGAUGAGGAUGGAGGGUAGCGGUGGGUGAAUGUACAUUUAGAUACUUUAGAUCUAUUAGAUUUUUCGGG
Messenger RNA from Sclerotinia trifoliorum, 3136 nucleotides. The record is from the annotation of a GenBank genome assembly. NCBI's taxonomy places the organism in Eukaryota, Fungi, Ascomycota, Leotiomycetes, Helotiales, Sclerotiniaceae.